Botrytis fragariae is the source of this 3159-nucleotide messenger RNA. Its product is annotated as putative wd repeat-containing protein. Bases 1 to 3159 code for a protein of 1052 amino acids. Gene Ontology annotation, cellular component: mitotic spindle. The transcript has 2 exons. The record is from RefSeq and is a predicted model, not a curated record. Gene Ontology annotation, molecular function: protein binding. Lineage: Eukaryota; Fungi; Ascomycota; Leotiomycetes; Helotiales; Sclerotiniaceae. Gene Ontology annotation, biological process: regulation of mitotic cell cycle; mitotic spindle organization.
AUGGCUUCGACACCCAUCAAUCCAAGGACCUUCGCUGCGAAUGCAAAACCCGGUUUAAAAGCUAGUCCUUCUCCAUUUCCACGAACCCCGCGACCCUCGAACAAGAACAGGAAUCCCUACGAGUUAGGAUUAUCGUUGAAGAAAAUAAUUGGAACUACAGUAUCUUCUCCACCAUGUUUCGACUGUCUUUCUACCUCUCGGAUAUUUGCAUAUACAGCUGGGGCCGCGGUAGUGGUUGUUGAUAUUGAUGAUGAGGGGAGACACUCCCAACGUUUUUUCCGGGCUUCUCCAACAGCAGUCGCCGCCAACACAAGUAAUGUAGCUCUAGGUGGACCUUCAACACCUGCCAACAAUGCCAAUGAUGGCAGAAACGGAAAAGGGUUUCGAGAUGCUGCAAUCCCAUAUGCACCAUCCACUGCACAUACGAGUCUAGAAUCAGGUGACUCUUCAUCAAAGACAUGGUCAAGCAGGGAAAGGAUUAAAGCGGCUACAUGUGUUUCUAUUAGUUCUGAUGGUCGCUUUUUGGCUGUGGGCGAGACAGGAUACGCACCUAGAGUUUUAAUAUUCUCUUUGCAAGACAGUUCUUCAGAUACACCGCUCGCCAUUCUUACCGAGCAUACAUAUGGCGUCGCCGCCAUAUCGUUCAGUCCCGAUGGCAAAUAUCUUGCCAGCUUAGGUAAUGUUAACGAUGGAUUUCUUCACGUUUGGUCCAUAAAUCCAAAGAAUGGAACAGCAAAGCUACAUUCGAGCAACAAAUGUACUAGUUUCAUCAAGCAAAUGUUGUGGUUAGGAGGGAACGUUGUUACUGUGGGAACUCGCCAUAUAAAAGUAUGGAGAGUCGACGAUGGCCGAUGUCCCUCACCAAAACAAAAAUUUGCACUUGACGGUACACCAUUACCAAUGCCAGUGCAACAAGCGCUCAAAACCCUUACUGGCCGGAACUGUUUACUCGGACCAUUAGUAGAUGCGACUUUCACAUGCGUGGCUUCUUUGUCUGACCACAGGGCCAUUGUUUGCUCGGAAAAGGGAGAUGUUUGCCUCCUGGACAGCACAGAAGGCCAAAAACUGAUCAAAGUUUUGAGCACCGGAUUUCCAGUCACAUGUAUAGCUAUUGAGAUGGAAACUCGGCAGGUAAGGAUAGGAGGCCGUAAUGGUAAAGUCAAAACGGUAUCCUUAGAUACACUUCUAGCACCAUCUACUCCUCCAUUAUCACCCCUCCCGUCAGAUGAAUCUAAUGACGAGGUUGACCCUGGUCAUCUGUGUGCUAUGGGCUACGCUGGAGGUAACUUCGUUACGAUUGAUUCUAGACAUACGAUUGAGAUAUGGGGGAAAGAUGACGAGGACGCUGAUCAUGGGUUCCAAAACACACUUCAACCCGCUCAUGGUGACGCAGUAAUGGGUGUCCAGCUCUUACCCGAAAUCAAUCAGAUGGGAGCAGCAUUCCUUACUUGGUCUGUCAAUGGCAGUCUUGCUUUUUGGGACUUGCAUGGCAACAGCAAAGGAUCGAUUACAAUCGGCAUAGAUCAAGUGUCUAUAGAAGAAGAAGCUGCCAACUCAUGUCAGGUCGUGAGAAUAUCAAAGGAUGCUUUGUUCCUGGUUUCUGGAGAUAAGUACGGGGUUUUGAAAAUAUUAGAUCCAUCCACGGGUGCAUGCACCUUUGAGACACGUGCUCAUUCUACCGAGAUUCAAGAUAUCACCAUUUAUGAGGAUGAUACAUCAACGAUGAUAGCUUCAUGUAGUCGCGAUCGGACCAUUCAAUUGUUCCGUCUCGUCUCAGAUAAGUGGGAACUGGUACAAACUUUAGACGAACAUACUGCUGGCGUAUGCGGUUUGUUCUUCGCCGAGAAUGGCGAGAAACUCAUAUCUUGUGGAAUGGACAGGACAAUUCACAUCCGGCAACUUGUAAAAAAGGAAGUAGCGGAAGGAAACGCGCUGGCUGCCGUCCCAGUCCGUAUCAUCACUUUGAAAGCUGCGCCCGUCUCGAUGACGCCCUGUCUCGGUCCUCAAGUAGGUAAUAUUGUGGUGUCUUUAUUGGAUCGCACUGUAGCUACAUACGAAAUAGCUACUGGACGCCUUGUCAACUCAUUUCGAGCAACAGACUAUGAUGGAGCAGACGCUGUCGCUCUGGACUCUCUUGUGAUGGGUACGCCUAGUGUACUUUCUGGCAAACCUAGUACAAUUCUCGCUGGUGUCUCGACUACCGAUAAGUCUGUUCGUAUCUAUGACUGGAGUACUGGAUCUUUCCUAGACCGCGAAUGGGGGCACACUACUUCCGUGUCAGGCGUCGCACUUCUGGAGAACAUCGAUUCGUCGUCUAGAGUUUUGAUAAGCACAGGGCUAGAUGGCACAAUCAUGAUGUGGGACAUUGCUUCUAAUGCCACCACCUACUCACAAAAUCAGCCUGAGUCAAACGACGGUACCCAAGAUGAGACACCACCGAAGGAUCCACCGACCUCGCGCCAGCCAUUGAGACGGGUAUUAUCGAAAGCUGAACUUGCCGAGUUUCAACGAGCGUCACCAACAGCUACUCCUCCUGGGUCGUCUUCGCCACCUAGGGUGAUCAAACGUAAGACCUCGAAAUACAGCUUGGCGAAUCAGAACCCCACCUUAUCAAUUCCAUCUGUGCAAGCUGUGCCAUCUAAACAUUUCGCAUCUGCAUCAGACGAUACAGGACGUAGAUCGUACCCAAGGAACAGAUCUCGGAGUCCAAACAGUCCUCAAACAAGAGAGGUCAGACGUCCUUCGACGGCGUCGGUAGACUUACGGGGCCGGGGCAAAAGUUCAAGCAGUGGCAUAACUGAAUCCGGGUCACUUAACAUGGCGACAGAGCAAGCUUGUCGAACACUUAGAGCGUACCGAAGAAAGCUGUUAUCUACUGAGACUAUAGAUGAAGAGUGUCUAAAGGAGCUAGACCAGGAGUUGCGACUAACCUCGGUAGCACUGGGGGACAGAAGCCAAAAGUCUAGAACUAUUAGUGAGACAGUUUUAGCAGGAAUACUUGACCAAUAUUCCGACAGACUAGUUUCCAUGUUCGAUGAGAAGUUAAGAUUAAGUCAAUUGGGCCCAAACAGAAUGGUAGAGUCUCCUACCGAGAUGGUCGAACGCCCAAGAACGGCUGACAGAUCCAGUGAAGACGGAGAGUUUCUUGAUUGUCAUUGA